CUCAUUUCAUUUUCAGCACUCCUCAGUCCUCUCUGUAAUAGACCAGAGACCACCAAACGAGGAACGACGAAAAAUCACGCUCUUACUAGUUUAAUACAGAGUCAAGUGCUUUCUGAUCAUUGAGAGAGAGGGAGGGGGUUUGAAACAGAGAGAAGAAAGAGAGGGAGAGUGAAUUUGGGGAUCUCUCUCUUUCCGUCUCCUUUCCUCUCUCGACAACAACGGCAAUGGCGGAGGAGCCUUCUCUCACUCGCUGGUCAUUCCUGGAUUUUAAGAUGUUUUAUGAUGCAAAGUUUGGGAGAAAAAGGGAGCCUGAGAAGAAGGAGGCUGCAGGGGCUGAUCAAACUGCUGCUUGUAAUGGGAGUUCUUCAAAUGGAUCAAUCAAUGGGACUGGGCACGUCAAGAACACAUCUGAUAUGGCGAUCUAUGAGGAGUUCCGGCGUCAGGAGAAAAAAAGCCCAUCACAACUUAAUGGAAUUCCUUCCGAAAGACCGCAGAAGCCUUCGCUCCCACCAUUGGAGUCUGCAGAAACACGUGCACUGGCUGAGAGUUUAUGUAGGGACAUUAUCCGUGGAAGUCCAGAUGUGAAGUGGGAAAGCAUCAAGGGGUUAGAGAAUGCCAAAAGACUUCUAAAGGAAGCAGUUGUCAUGCCUAUUAAGUAUCCCAAGUACUUUACUGGUCUUCUAUCACCAUGGAAAGGUAUCCUGCUUUUUGGGCCCCCAGGAACAGGAAAGACUAUGCUGGCCAAGGCUGUUGCAACCGAGUGUAAAACCACAUUUUUCAAUAUUUCAGCUUCAUCUGUUGUUAGCAAAUGGCGCGGUGAUUCAGAGAAGUUGGUGAAAGUUCUUUUUGAGCUUGCUAGGCAUCAUGCACCAUCAACCAUAUUUCUUGAUGAGAUUGAUGCAAUCAUUAGUCAACGAGGUGAAGGGCGCAGUGAACAUGAAGCAAGCCGCCGCUUGAAAACUGAACUACUGAUUCAGAUGGAUGGUUUGAUGCGGACAGAUGAACUUGUUUUUGUUUUGGCUGCAACAAAUCUUCCUUGGGAACUAGAUGCAGCUAUGCUCCGGCGUCUGGAGAAACGUAUCCUUGUACCUCUUCCGGAACCAGAAGCAAGAAGAGCAAUGUUUGAAGAACUCUUGCCAUCAGUGGUUGGUGAAGACGAGUUGUCAUAUGAUUUGCUGGUGGAGAGGACAGAAGGCUAUUCUGGUUCAGAUAUCCGGUUAGUCUGCAAAGAGGCUGCAAUGCAGCCACUGAGACGGUUAAUGAUACAAUUGGAGGACAGGCAAGAAGUGGUGCCUGAGGAAGAGUUGCCAAAGGUUGGUCCAGUCACACAAGACGACAUUGAGAUUGCUUUGAAGAACACCAGACCAUCGGCUCAUCUCCAUGCUCAUCGCUACGAGAAAUUCAAUGCUGACUAUGGUAGCCAGAUUCUCCAAUGAAGGCCAGGUUCAAUCCCCUUUCAAAUUGUCAGCUGUCGCAUUCUGUUUCCAUAUUUGUGUUGUAGCAAUUAUUCUUAAACCAUAUAACUUUUCAUAUGAUUUUUUUUUGUGGGACUCAUUUUCAAUAGUUUUACACUGUAGCAAUCAAAUUCUUUAAAAUAGAUUUGUUGUUUUAACCUGCAAGUAGAGUUCAUAUUUGUUAUUUGUCCAAAAGGAUCUCACCUAAAAGACCAUUUGUAUGGAAAAGAUUAAUAUAACUUUUAACCAUUUGAUUGA
Messenger RNA from Nelumbo nucifera (sacred lotus), 1712 nucleotides. RefSeq lists its product as uncharacterized. The record is from RefSeq and is a predicted model, not a curated record. Gene Ontology annotation, molecular function: ATP hydrolysis activity; ATP binding. Lineage: Eukaryota; Viridiplantae; Streptophyta; Magnoliopsida; Proteales; Nelumbonaceae.